This is a messenger RNA of Juglans microcarpa x Juglans regia, 745 nucleotides long. Its product is annotated as cysteine-rich and transmembrane domain-containing protein WIH1-like. The transcript is spliced from 3 exons. The coding region runs from base 252 to 572 and encodes 106 amino acids. The record is from RefSeq and is a predicted model, not a curated record. NCBI's taxonomy places the organism in Eukaryota, Viridiplantae, Streptophyta, Magnoliopsida, Fagales, Juglandaceae.
GGAUGGAUGCUGAUGUGGUGAUGUCCCUCACUUUCUCCGAGGAGCUUGUUUGUCCAUUUCGCCACUUAACAAAACACAUGAUAUUUCAGGUUCCACACUCAGCUUGCUGGCUUAAGCUUGAUGCCUUUCUAUAUCUAUAAAAAGCAUCCUCAAUCUCCAUGGCUCCUUCCCACGUACCCAGCAGCUUGUUCUCAAAUCUUUUGUACAGCGUGCAGCUAGAGAAUAUAUUCUGAAGAGAUAUCGUCAUCAUCAUGAAUUAUUACGACCAGCAACAGCCUGAUUUUGUUGGUGUUCCUCAACAGCCUCAUGUUGGUGUUCCUCAACAGCCUCCUGUUGGUGUUCCUCCUCCUCAGUGGAAUCCAAAUUAUGUUGCCUAUCCUCCACCACCAGUAUAUCUACCACCACCGGUAUAUCCUCCACCACCGGUCAGUAUCCAAAUGAAUAACAAUUCAACGCCACAAGUAGAGUACGUCUACGUGACUCAAAAACAAGAAACGGGUUUACUCGAGAGCUGUAUGGCGCUGCUCUGCUGUUGUUGCAUCUUUUCCAUAUUUCCUUGCUACUAUUGCUGAACGAAGAAGCUUCAGCGAUUCAACCAUGCAUGGUCACUUCACUUUGAUCGCAAUAAAUAUGUAGGAGGCAUGAUUUUCCCAUACUUUCACAUAUGUAAAGAGUAUAUGUACGUUUGCGCUUUCUUCCAAUGUCUGAAUUGAUAUUUGAAUGGAAUAUACGCACAGCGCUGCAA